Molecule: messenger RNA, 1480 nt
Organism: Eutrema salsugineum
Lineage: Eukaryota; Viridiplantae; Streptophyta; Magnoliopsida; Brassicales; Brassicaceae
Exons: 2
Coding region: 309-1268 (319 amino acids)
Source: RefSeq, a predicted model, not a curated record
CUCUUUUUCUCUCUAAACUCUCUCUAUUCUCUUUUCCAAAACGUGUUCUUCAUCUCUCUUUUCUAAAUCUCUCUUAAUCUCACCUUAAACCGCUGCUAUUCUUUAAAUUCUCUCAUGGUAUCAGAGCCAGGUUGCGAAAUCUGGUGAUUAAACACGCUUAUUAUCAUCUCUUAUCCUCUUAUUCUCAUCUAUCCCAUCUCCUUCAAGCUUCGUGUUCAUACUCAAACCCAGAUUCAUCCGUACAAACUCUCAUUUUUCUUUGAAAAACUCGAUCUUUCUUCUUUCUUUUCUCAUCUCUGCAAGCGUUAAUGGAAGGAAACAAGGUUCCUGCUUUACCUGUGGUCCUAAAAGGGGCUGAUAACUAUCUGCUUUGGGCAAGAACUGCCAAAGCUGUGUUGUGUGGAAGAAACCUUUGGUAUCAUGUUGAAGAUCCAAAGGAUGUUAAAGGCAAGACCAAAGAUGGAGGAAAGGAGAUGCCUUUGAAAGAUUCUGUGGAAUGGUUCCAAGAGGAUCAAACGGUGCUUGCUAUCCUUCAUGGAGCUCUAGAUCUCUCGGUGCUGGAGUCCUACUCCUAUUGUGAGAGUGCAAAGGAGCUUUGGGAAACCUUGAAGAAUGUGUUUGGGAACACAUGUAAUCUCACAAGGGUAUUUGAGGUCAAAAAGGCGAUUAACUGCCUUCACCAAGGAGAUCUGGACUUCAAUACCUUCUUUGGGAAGUUUAGGUCUCUAUGGGCAGAGCUGGAGAUGCUCAGGCCUGCUACUGUUGAUGCUGAGGUUCUAAAUGAAAGGAGAGAGCAGGACAAGGUCUUUGCUCUUCUAAUGGUGUUGAAUCCAGCCUUUAACGAUCUCAUCAAGCAUCUUCUCAGAGCCACAAAGCUGCCGAGUCUUGAAGAAGUCUGCUCUCAGAUUCAGAAGGAACAAGGGUCUUUGGGUCUCUUUGGCAACAAAGGAAGCGACUUGGUGAUGGCCAACAAAGGUGAAGCUGUAGUAGCCAACAAAGGAGCCUAUGGAGGAGAAGACCGUGAGGUUUGGGUGUGUGAGCAUUGCAAAAAGAAGGGUCACCUGAAGAGCAAGUGCUGGAUCUUGUACCCACAUCUCAAGCAAAGCCGCGGCAAAGAUCAGAAGAAGCCGAGGGCAAAUGAGGCUCAUGAAGAGGCUGGACCUUCAGACUGUGAGAAAACAGGCAGUGCCAUGAGAGCCUCAGCUGAGUAUGUGAAGAAGUCAGACCUGGACGCUCUCAUCAAGGCUCUUAAGGAGUCUGGAUAUUAAGUCAAGUAAGCUUCUUGGACAAGGAACCACUAAAGAUGGACUUUAUGUUCUUGAAGAUACUAAGCCAUCUUCUCUAUCUAAUGCUUUCGUUUUUAGUUCUGUUGUUGAAAAUAAUGCAUUGUGGCAUGCUAGAUUGGGUCAUCCCCAUCAUAGAUCUUUGAAUUUGAUGUUACCUGAUGUUAAGUUUGAUAAUAAUGCUUGUGAAGCUUGUA